UUUACCUUGAGAGCCUAGGAGAAGAGUGAAUAGUCAGAGUGACUGAAGCUGGAUAGAGAACAGCAGAGACACUGUCCGGGCCCCACUAUGUCCAGCCUGGAGCCAUUUCUGAAGAGGUCCCUGGUGAUCCUCCUUUUCCUGGGCCUGACGGAGGCCUGUGUUCCUCGUCAAGUUGCAAUGGAAGAAAAAAUCAAAUUGCUGAAAGGAAUUGUGGGGUUGAUGAGCAGACUGUCCCCGGAUGGUUUCAGACAAAACAUUAUAUCCUCCUCCAAGACAUCUCCCCUGGUAACCACUCCAGACAGGACAGAAGAAGAAAUGAAAAUAUUGAAACAGAUCCUUGGUCUGCUGAGCCUCCAAGUGCUGAAUGAAGAAACAAGCAACUGCAAAGAAGAAGUGAAGUCUUCUCCAGCCACCACCACGGCCAAGGCGCUUGUGAGGAGCAGUGGAUGGAGCUUUUGGAGGUGUGCCUAUAUGAUGGUGACCUUCCUCUUCGUGUCCUACAAUAAGGGAGAUUGGUGUUACUGCCACUAUUGUAACCCAGACCUGGAUUUGAGGGUCUCCAGACAGGCGACAACGAGGGCUGAAAGGCCCUUCCUUCAUGUUCUGGGCGUGGCCACCCACAGUCCCUUUCCAGUCGCGGAGGCUGGAGGUGAAAGCUCGCGAUUGCGCGCGGCGCGAGGCGCGUGGAAGCCCACUGUCCAGGUGUCCGCGCGCGCUGUGCAGAUUAGUGAGGACUGUGGCCUGCGCUGUCUCCGCGCUUUCACCCCUCGGCGCGCCAGGGGCGCGGCUCCGCGCUCCUGGGGAAGCCCGGGGGCGGAGCCUCACUGGCCUACAAGUUGCUCUCGGGGCGGAGGCGAGCUGCCCGGAGGGGACCCCCGCGGGUCCGGAAGGCGAGUGCGCAGGCGCGGGGCCUCAGUUGCUGUCAGGCUCUGA
Molecule: messenger RNA, 933 nt
Organism: Meriones unguiculatus (Mongolian gerbil)
Lineage: Eukaryota; Metazoa; Chordata; Mammalia; Rodentia; Muridae
Gene: Eddm13
Product: epididymal protein 13
Exons: 16
Coding region: 88-933 (281 amino acids)
Source: RefSeq, a predicted model, not a curated record